CAGACACAUCUCAUCAGAACAAGAGAUAGAGGGAGCAGAGAGACGGAGAAUCAAGAUGGAUGAGUUCAAACGGAUUAAAAUGUCUUUAUUUCUCGUUCUGCUGCUUCAGUCUACAGCAGCAGUAACUGGUCAGGAAGACUUCCUCACUGUCAGAGUUGGAGAGGAAGUCACUUUGCCUUGUAGCGGUGUGAGAGAUGAUCAGGGCGGAUGUAACCGUACUGGCUGGCUCGUCACUAAUUCAGGAUGCACAACAGUAGAGCUGGUUGCUCUUGGAGAGAUUGUUGAAGAAGCUAGAGCUGAAUCAGACAGACUGAGAGUUACAGAGAACUGUUCUCUGGUUAUAAAGAAUGUCACAGAGGAGGAUGUUGGUCGUUACUUCUGGAGACAGUUCAGAUCAGGACGAGAUGAAGGCGCUCUGGUUCAUCUGUCUGUUGUCACCAUGACUGAACAUCAGAACAACGAUGAGGUGACGUUACGCUGCUCUGUGAAGGCGUCUGUGCGGUGCAGACACACAGUGAAGUGGCUGUUUGGAAGUCGGGACGUGGAUGAAUAUCAAGAAGAUAUGAAGACAUCAAAGUCUCACUACGAGGCCUCGGUCACAUUUCUGACUUCUCGUGUUGACUACAGAUCAGGGUUUCGUUUAUUCACAUGUGAAGUAACUGAGUACAAGGGAGAAGUACUUCUGUUUCCCUUCAGCACUCCGUCCUCAGGUCUCUUGAGGCUCAUCGUGGUGUCUGUGGGUUUAGCAACACUCAUUAUGAUCGUUGUGGCGGUCAACAUAUGGACAAGAUUUAAAGAGGAGAAAACACAGAUGGAGGAAAUCAGUGUGCGUUAUGAUGUAGAUGAUGGUACAGUGAACUGAGAACACAUCAGACCUCCUGAUGGAGUUUGAGCAACACUUCUGCCUCCAUCAGACUCCACUGAUCAACAACGUCUACAUCCAUCAUCAUGUUUCACAUCAGGAAGACUUUAAGAUCAUUCUGAGUUACUCAUUGUUCUAAGUUAGAUUUAUUUAGCUUGGUUUUAACUUCCUUUAGCAGGAAAGAGCAUAUCUCUUUUUUUUUUAUUUGUUACUUCCUUAUAUUGGCUGAAGAGUUCAGAGCUCAUUUAAAUAUNUCUGAUUGUUUUUCAAGAUC
Molecule: messenger RNA, 1136 nt
Organism: Notothenia coriiceps (black rockcod)
Lineage: Eukaryota; Metazoa; Chordata; Actinopteri; Perciformes; Nototheniidae
Exons: 8
Coding region: 56-862 (268 amino acids)
Source: RefSeq, a predicted model, not a curated record